Messenger RNA from Sparassis crispa, 597 nucleotides. RefSeq names its product 7,8-dihydro-8-oxoguanine triphosphatase. Lineage: Eukaryota; Fungi; Basidiomycota; Agaricomycetes; Polyporales; Sparassidaceae. The transcript has 5 exons. Gene Ontology annotation, biological process: DNA protection. Bases 1 to 597 code for a protein of 198 amino acids. The record is from RefSeq and is a predicted model, not a curated record. Gene Ontology annotation, molecular function: 8-oxo-7,8-dihydroguanosine triphosphate pyrophosphatase activity.
AUGUCCAGUGAGCGUCUGGAUGAAGUUGCCCGCGGUGGCGUCCCGGAUUGGCUGCCAUUUUCAAAGAUCAAAUUGUACACGAAUGCGUUUGUCCGCCAAGAUGGAAAGCUGCUUCUGGGAUACAAGAAAAGAGGAUUUGGAAAAGAUCUUUAUAAUGGAUUUGGUGGGAAAGUGGAGCCCGGGGAAACACCGGCUCAGGCCGCAUUGCGCGAGCUAGAGGAAGAAUCUGGCAUCGCAGCGCCAUUAGAGCACUGCGGCGUUCUCUUUUUUGUCCUUCCAGACUUGGAGCAAGCCUUUCACAUAGACAUAUUCCGCGCCGAAGAAUACAGCGGAGCAAUCACCGAGUCCGACGAAAUGCGCCCUCAGUGGUUUGAUAUAGAGCCAGCAUAUGCUACCCCUAAUGCGAAGCCUGCUGCAGCUGACGGUAGUCCUAAAGAACACAACACAGGACUCCCCCCCAUUCCGUACGAUCAGAUGUGGGCAGACGACCCCUUCUGGCUCCCGCUUAUGCUUGCUGGCCGUCACUUCGCCGGUCGUGCGGACUUCGGGUCAGAUGGACGCCUACAGAAGUGGUGGUUUGGUGCAAAACCUGUCUAA